AUGACGUCUCAAAUUCUCCCGUUAGAGCUUGUCGACAAGUGCGUCGGUUCCAAGAUAUGGGUGGUCAUGAAGAGCGAGAAAGAGUUCAGUGGCACAUUAGUCGGCUUCGAUGACUACGUUAAUAUGGUCCUGGAGGACGUCACAGAAUACGAUGCUGGGGAACAAAUUAAGUUGAAGAAGAUCCUGCUGAACGGGAACAACAUUUGCAUGUUAAUACCUGGCGGGUUCGGGCAAGAAGGAGCAUGA
This is a messenger RNA of Orbilia oligospora ATCC 24927, 246 nucleotides long. RefSeq lists its product as uncharacterized. Lineage: Eukaryota; Fungi; Ascomycota; Orbiliomycetes; Orbiliales; Orbiliaceae. Gene Ontology annotation, cellular component: Lsm1-7-Pat1 complex; U4/U6 x U5 tri-snRNP complex; U6 snRNP. The record is from RefSeq and is a predicted model, not a curated record. The transcript is spliced from 6 exons. Gene Ontology annotation, molecular function: RNA binding. Bases 1 to 246 code for a protein of 81 amino acids. Gene Ontology annotation, biological process: mRNA splicing, via spliceosome.